CAACUCUUCGACGCGCUGCACUGUAAACCAGACCCACAAAAUUACCCCUUGACAGCUGUUUGACGUACAGAACCAGUUUGACAGCGAAAAAAUUCAUUGAUUUUUUCGGAAACCAAAAGUGUCCCCAGGAACGAACAAACGACGACGACGCAAACAAAUUCUCGAAAAGGUUCCAUUUCUACGGCCGACCACGGACUAGGGUCGGUACAAGAAUCUCCCGAACGUUUGUCGCUCGUUGGCACCGUGUUGUAGGUUGAACAAAAGGUUCGCUCCUUCGUUCCGUGCCCGGUGCAAACGACCAAGGCGCAACUUGCACCACACUUGGCUGAUUGUGAACACUGGUGGUGUUUGUGUGUGUCCACUGCAGGUUUUCACAUUUUCGUAUCGAUUCCUUUCUACAGCAACUGCAUCCACUUCGUCCCGAUUGGUCCCAAUGCUUGUGAACGAUGAUCGAAAAGUUGCCAUUUAGGACAACCUUUCUAGUUGUGACACGAAAAGCAACGAUGAGUGUGCUGAAGAGAUGAAGUGUUUUCCCGGUAGCAAUAAUAGCCAAGAACGACCUGCACGGGUUGUUGUAGUCGGUGAAAACAAGGGACGACAAAAGCUACGGAUGUCCAGUGUGUUGGCGCUGGAUCCGCACGGACGACGAUUGCAUUUCACUGGACGAAUUUGGUCGCCCGGGCGGCCGGGGCAAGGUUUCGCUUCGACCGCAGCAACCCGCUGACGGCGAUGAUGAUGGCCAACAAUAAUUCCGGUGAAGUGAAGGCAGCACCGGGCGGCACCGCCAGCGACGGUGCCGGCGACGAUGGGGGUGACAGUGCCAGUGCCGGGGGGGACAACAGUGAGGUGAAUAUCCGCCGCGGGCUGGAUGUGAUACAGAGCAUGAUCGAUAUAUCGGCGGAUCGGCUCGAGGGCUUGCGGACGCAGUGCGCCACGAGCGCCGAGUUGACGCAGCAGGAAAUCCGAACGCUCGAAACGAAGCUGGUGAAGCUGUUUUCCGAUCUGUUGAUUACGAAAUCGAAGCUACCGGAGCGGUUGCCCGCUCGGGGUCUUCCCGCAACCGGAAACGAACUCAAGCAAUGGCUCAGAGUUGUUGGUCUGAGCUGUGCAUCACUUAAUGCUGUGAUACAACAGGUCACCACGCUGGAAGGACUGCUCGAGAAGGACGAGAAGGAGCUGCGGACAAUCAUGGGCAAUAACGUGUACGUCCGAGAGGAGGAAAUCAAGCGGCUGACGCGCGCCUGCGGCAACCUCAGACGGUGCCGCAAACAUCUCGAACUUCCCGCAACUGACGGUGGUGGCCGCAAGGGCACGGAACCGCACGAUCUCUUUUGGGAUUCCUGGGACCGUCAGCCGGCCUGCCAUCGAACGUCACCUCGCGUCAACCGGUCGCUGGGCAAAGCAACCACCAAGCAUAGUGCCGUCGCCUCCGGAAGCUAUCAUAAUCAGCGCCACAAUAACGGCCCAACAGGCGGGGAAGCGCACAAUGUUUUGCAGCAAGCGUCACCGGCCACCCUCACGACCGCCAGCACCAGCCCACAGACGGAGGAAAGCAUGCCGCCGGCAACCCAGCACGAAGGCACGUUGCUGAAUCCACAGCAUGCCAUCUCGCCGGAUGAGGCGUCCACCAGUGGCUGCACACCUUCCCCAUCGCCACCGAACUCGCCCUCGAACGUGCUGCUGCACAACAAGCAAAAUCGUCGAGGCUUUCCCACGACACCUCCGCCGAGGAAGAAACACCAGACGGCGCUUCUGUCGUACGCAUCCACUUCCUCCUGCACUCCGGCAACAGCGGCGGUAUCAUCGUCCACCGUCUCUACGAUGGCAGGCACGAACAACACCACCAUUACGACAAGUUCCGGUUCUUGCUCCGCGGCCGAGUCUGGCACGGCGCUAACGAAAUCAAAGUCACACGAAUCACAAUUUGGAACCCAGCAGGGUAAUGGAGGAGGAGGAGGUGGAGCAGGAGGUGGUGGUAGUGGUGGCGCCGGUGUUAUCAGUGGAACCAACAACAACAACAGCCAUGCCAAUAACAACAAUAGCAUUAACCACAUCAACAACAACAUUCCAUCGACGGUGGUUUCGCUUGGCGAGGGUUCUCUAACAACAACCACCAGUGCGGGCAUGCUUGCCGGUAGUACCAGCAACGGUUCUGGCGGUACGUUCGUUUCCCAGCAGCAGCAACGGUUGAUGGGGAACGGGAGUGCGAAUCGUAUGGGCACCUUUCCUCGCAGUCGGCUACACACCGAACCUACCAUCACGGGGAGUGGCGGUGGUGGUGGUGGUGGUGGAACCAGCAACGUCCUCAGCACCAGCGGUGAACAUCACCAUCAUCACCAUCCGCAGCAUCAUCAUCAGCAAACCCAAUACCAUCAUCAUUAUCAUCAUCACCUGCAGCAGCAACAGCAAGGCGGACCCGGCAGCGGUACCGGGAUGUCGCCGGACACUGGUGGAGAGUACGGUGGAACCGGCGAUCCAGGUGUACCACCACAUCCGACCGGUGGCGUUGGUGUUAUGAUAACAUCAGCCACCACGUCCGCCGUACCGCCGAAAUCACCCUGCACGCCAAUCAUCACGCGCGGCAUGGGCCACAUGAUACAGCAUCGGUUUACGAAGAAAUUCAAAGUCACCAAAAGCACUUGCGACCUGUGCAACAAGCAGAUGUUCUUCGGCUUCAAGUGUACCGAGUGUAAGUACCGGUGCCACAAGGACUGCAAGUCAAACGUGCCACCUUCCUGCGGUCUGCCGCCGGAGUUUGUGGACGAAUUUAAAAAAUCGCUCCAAUCGGACACGCUGCUGCCGACAAGCGUUUCGCCUAACAUUGGCCGCAGCGGUGGUUCGGUUGGCGGUGGCAUCAUGUAUGGUGGCGGUCGGGGCGACGGUAGCAAGUCGGGAAUGGUUCGUGGACCGAUGCACGCGAUACACGCGUGCGGUGGCGGUCCGGACAGCAGUUCGGCCGGGUCCAGCUGCAACAGUUCGUCACCCUCCAGUCCGGCUCUGCUCUCGUUGCCACCGCAGACACCCGCCACAUCCAAGUAUUCGCAAUUCAACUUUCCCGAGGUACCGAGCGGCGGUGGUGGUGGAGGUACCGGUUCGAUGAUGAUGAUGAACUACUCGUCGUCGAGCACAGGCGGAACGAUGGCAAUGAGUGGCGGAAGUGAACGAAGCGGUGGCGGAGGCAUUACGAUCGAAACACAUCCAAUCGGUGGCCCCGGUAGUGGUCCGUGCGGGCUUGGUGGUAGUCUCGGUAGCAGCGGAAUCUACACGAUGGACACCAGCGUCGAAAUACCGAAGCUGCAGUUCUCCGACAUUCCCGAUCAUAACGUGCCCGGUGGCGGUGAAGACAAAACCGGCUCUGCCAGUGCAACGAGCACUGAUUCGUCCUCCGAUCGCACGCCGAUACGGCUCGAUUCGACAGAGGAGCGUGACCAUGAGAGUAGUUGGCCGCGGCAAAACUCCCUCUCGCUGAAGGAGUGGGACAUACCGUACGAUGAUCUGCAUCUGAAGGAAAAAAUCGGCAACGGACGGUUCGGUACGGUGCAUCGGGCGCUCUGGCAUGGUGAUGUGGCCGUGAAGCUGCUGAAGGAAGAUUACGUGGCCGACGAACGUACGCUGGAAGCGUUCAAGCUCGAGGUCGCUACGUUUAAGAAGACGCGUCACGAAAAUGUGGUACUGUUCAUGGGCGCCUGCAUGAAGCCGCCACGGCUCGCUAUCGUCACAUCGCUCUGCAAGGGCAAUACGCUCUUCACCCACAUCCAUCUGCGUAAGGACAAGUUCAACCUGAACCGCACCACGCUCGUGGCGCAACAGAUCUCGCAAGGCAUGGGCUACCUGCACGCACGCGGCAUCGUCCACAAGGACCUGAAGACGAAGAACAUCUUCCUCGAGAACGGCAAGGUGAUCAUUACCGACUUUGGCCUAUUCAGUGCCACCAAGCUGUUGUACUGCGAUCUCGGUCUCGGCAUUCCGGGCGGUUGGCUGUGCUAUCUGGCGCCGGAACUGAUGCGCAACCUAACGCCGUACCGACCGGUGGAGGGUGAUCUUCCUUUCUCGAAGGCGUCAGACAUCUACGCCUUCGGUACGGUUUGGUAUGAGCUGCUGUGCGGUGAGUUCCCGUUCAAAUCACAGCCGGCCGAAUCGAUCAUCUGGCAGGUGGGACGCGGCAUGAAGCAAACGCUGGCCAACUUGCAGGCAUCGCGCGAUGUUAAGGAUAUAUUGAUACAGUGCUGGAGCUACCAUUCGGACGAUAGGCCCGAUUUUGCCAAAUUGCUGGCGCAGCUGGAACGACUGCCGAAGAAAAGGCUUGCCCGAUCACCUUCGCACCCGGUGCAGCUGUCCCGUUCAGCGGAAUCAGUCUUCUAGGCAUGGUUCCCAAUACCAUCUGGUGAAAGUUCGUAAAACCAAGUACGAAUACACAGCUACCGGUUCCGGAUGAUCUUCAACAAACGGCAACAUCUAACCCCACACACACACACCAUUGCCCCGUGCUGGUUCGCUGCUUCAUUUGAUUUGAUUAUGCAAUCAAAGGUAGAAUGAGGACACCGAAACACGGACGCUUUGAAUGUGUCGAGAUUAUUAUACAGACAAAACUAAAUAAAUAUAGGGACACGCGAGUGUAUUAAGGAUAAGCAAGAUAGGCAGAGUUGCAGUGUUACGGUAGGAAACUCGCAAAUGGUUCCGAUAGUCGAAAUUAAGAAAAGAGAAUUAAGGAACAACCAAGGACAAGACGAUUAAAGUGACGAUGUUAGAAACAAAAGAGAGGGGAAAAAGAACGUGAAAUGGACAACAUAAGAACAAAUUAAUCACAUCAUUGGAUCAGAGUUGUAAUCUAAAAUAGCUUCAAAGUUGAAUAAAGUGUGACAAAAAUACUACGAAACAAUGAAA
This is a messenger RNA of Anopheles funestus (African malaria mosquito), 4884 nucleotides long. It is a transcript of the gene ksr, whose product is annotated as kinase suppressor of Ras 1. The coding region runs from base 730 to 4362 and encodes 1210 amino acids. The transcript is spliced from 2 exons. Gene Ontology annotation, biological process: protein phosphorylation. Lineage: Eukaryota; Metazoa; Arthropoda; Insecta; Diptera; Culicidae. Gene Ontology annotation, molecular function: protein kinase activity; ATP binding. The record is from RefSeq and is a predicted model, not a curated record.